UUGUCGCCGGGGGACUAUGUGGUGCAUGUGGAGCAUGGCAUCGGCAGGUUCUCGGGGACGGUGCGGGGCGUGAAGCUGACGCCGGCUCCCGUGCUGUCUCCCGUGAUAUGGCGAGACGACCGCGAGUAUCUUGCGAUCGAGUAUGCGAAUGACGACAAGCUGUAUGUGCCGCUGGAGCAUCUUGACAGGGUUGCGCCGUACAUCGCGCCGAUGGACAGGCCGCCGAGCCUGACGCGAUUAGGGACGCAGGAGUGGCGGCGGGCGAAAGCGCGGGCUGAACGCUCGACUAUGGAGAUGGCGUCGGAACUGCUGGCGCUGUAUGCGGCGCGUGAGCUUGCGGAGGGGCAUUCGUUUGUGCCGGACGCGCAGUGGCAGUCGGAACUGGAGGAGUCGUUCCCGUUCGAGGAGACGCCGGACCAGCGCAGGACUAUCGAGGAAGUGAAGGCUGAUAUGGAGUCGCCGAAGCCGAUGGACCGGCUGGUGUGCGGCGAUGUGGGGUACGGGAAGACGGAGAUUGCGCUGCGGGCGGCGUUCAAGGCGGUGAUGGACGGAAAGCAGGUGGCGGUGCUGGUGCCGACGACGGUUCUGGCGCAGCAGCAUUAUGCGACAUUCUCGCAGCGAUUGAGCGCGUUUCCCACGCGGGUGGAGGUGCUGAGCCGAUUUCGGACGCCGCAGGAGCAGCGCAGCGUGGUGGACCGGCUUGCGGACGGGCAGGUGGAUAUCUGCAUCGGGACGCACCGGCUGAUACAGAGGGAUGUGCGGUUCAAGGAGCUUGGGCUGGUCAUCGUGGACGAGGAGCAGCGGUUCGGGGUGGCGCACAAGGAGCGUCUGAAGCGUAUGCGGUCAGAGGUGGAUGUGCUGACGCUGACGGCGACGCCGAUUCCGCGCAGCCUGCACAUGGCGCUGGCGGGCGUGCGGGAUAUGAGCACGAUGGAGACGCCGCCGGAGGAGCGGCUGCCCAUCAAGACUUAUGUGUCGGAGAUGAGCGACGCGCUGAUACGGGAGGCGAUACUAAGGGAGAUCGACCGGCAGGGGCAGGUGUAUUUCCUGCAUAACAGGGUCUAUAACAUUGAUUACAUGGCGCGGCAUCUGAGCCGGCUGGUGCCUGAGGCGCGCGUGGGCGUGGGGCACGGGCAGAUGAACGAGGGCGAGCUUGAGGAUGUGAUGGUGGAGUUCGCGGAGGGGAAGCUGGAUGUGCUGGUGUGCACGACUAUCAUCGAGUCGGGGCUGGAUAUUCCGAAUGUGAACACGCUGAUCAUCAACCGGGCGGAUACGCUGGGGCUGUCGCAGCUGUACCAGCUUUGCGGGGGCGCGUGGGCCGGAGCGCGCGGCGGGCGUACUGCUACCUGA
Messenger RNA from Geodia barretti, 1350 nucleotides. Lineage: Eukaryota; Metazoa; Porifera; Demospongiae; Tetractinellida; Geodiidae. The record is from the annotation of a GenBank genome assembly.